CCAGCACUCAUAUCAAAAAGCAACCGGCGAAACAACCGGCGCAGCAACGGCCAAUCAUCCCGUUCGGCAAAACUGAUCGCAUUCUACUUGUCGGAGAAGGUACGUCUGGGUAGUAGAGAUUUCUCCUUCGCGCGCUCUCUGGUGCUGCAGCAUCGCUGCCGGCAUGUCUUAGCCACCUGCUAUGACUCUAGAGAGAUGCUUUGCGACAAAUAUCCCCAAACACAAAAUACGAUCCGCGACAUUCUCGGCGCCUUCCCUAAGAAGAAAACCGGCGGUGAGGCUACGAGUAAUGAUGGCCACGAUGUCGUGUCCGAGGACACGGAACUCCAAGGGAAACGAUGCGGCAGCGUUCAGAAAAGCCGAGGGCCGAAUGUUCUCUUCUCAGUCGACGCUCGAAAGCUUGGGCUGACUUCCGGCGGUGGCAAGGAAGUGCGUCUAGGCUUCCCCCGGAGGGAGCGCAAACGCCCUGCUUGGUUAGAGGCCAAGGAGGGGCCGUUACCCGCUGAACCAAAAGGAGGGCCCUGGGACAUCAUCUGCUUUAAUUUUCCUCAUGUCGGUGGCCUGUCCACCGAUGUCAACCGACAAGUCCGUGCCAAUCAGGAACUGCUGGUGGCGUUUUUCAAAGCCUGCGUCCCCUUGCUGUCAUCGCCGCGGAGAGUUGACGAGGUCGACAAGGACGACUGGGAAUACAGCGACGACGAAGACUCGGGCACGGAUGAAGAAGACCUCCCUUCGGAAGACGCACCGGGGCUAGCGAAUAGCCAGGGACGGACAGACCCCGGGCAAAUAUUAGUAACAAUGUUCGAGGGAGAACCUUACACCCUCUGGAACAUCAGGGACCUGGCACGCCACGCUGGUCUGAGAGUUGUUACAAGCUUUAAAUUCCCAUGGGGCUCAUAUAAAGAGUACUCGCAUGCCCGGACCCUGGGGGAAGUUGAAGGAAAGCAUGGAGGCAGAGGUGGCUGGCGAGGUGAGGAUAGAGACGCCAGGAUGUACGUGUUUGAGAUCAAGCAGGAAGAACGCUCCGUGCCUAUGAGGAACUCUACUUCUGCCGGCAGGAAUGGUGGUGCGGGGGCAAAGAGGUCCAGGGGCGCGUCCGAGAGUGACAGCGAUUAAAGCACUGAAUAAACGUCACCUUUGGGUUACUCGUGUCACGCCCAUGCACCAUGCUGAGCACCGCGCCAUUCUCGGUUACAUGAUAUAAACCUUCUUCAUCUCCCUUUCCUCGAAAACUUCCCCAGUGGUGGGGUCUUUGACCUUGCCUGCUUCAACACAUCCAACCUUCUUGCUCAGUUCCAGCAGUCGUUGCUGGCCAUAAAUCCUACCAUUUGGUAGAACAA
Messenger RNA from Aspergillus steynii IBT 23096, 1340 nucleotides. RefSeq names its product 25S rRNA (uracil2634-N3)-methyltransferase. Gene Ontology annotation, cellular component: cytoplasm. The transcript is spliced from 2 exons. Gene Ontology annotation, molecular function: rRNA (uridine-N3-)-methyltransferase activity. The record is from RefSeq and is a predicted model, not a curated record. Bases 196 to 1116 code for a protein of 306 amino acids. Lineage: Eukaryota; Fungi; Ascomycota; Eurotiomycetes; Eurotiales; Aspergillaceae. Gene Ontology annotation, biological process: rRNA base methylation.